UAANAUGCUCCGAGAAUCUUGAUGAGAAGCGUUGAUGAACAUCUGGUUCCUGCUUUUGAUCUUUUGAAAGGUUAUCUUGGAUCUAAUGAGCGAACUAUCGCAUCAAUCAAACGCUUUCCGAGUAUCAUUGCGGAUAUUCGCCAAACACAUUUGAGCGGAUCUGUUAGAAUGUUGCUCGACGCCGGCGUGCGUGAGGAGCAUGUUAUGUAUUUUCUUUUUUACCAGCCGAGAAUGUUCACUAUGGCUCUAGACAGGUUUAGGGAGAUUUUGGAAUAUGUGAAGAAAAUGGGGUUUGAUCCAUCGAAAUCUAGCUUUGUUCAAGCUGUUCGUGCUAUACGAGGAAUGAGCAAAUCGACAUGGGUACGGAAGCUUGGUAUUUACAAGAGGUGGGGUUUAUCUGAAGAACAGAUUCUUGCUGCAUUUAGGAGCCAUCCAUGGUGUAUGACAUUAUCAGAGGAAAAAAUUAUGUUGGCAAUGGAUUUCUUUGUCAACAAAUUAGGUUGGGAAACUGCAGCGGUUAUGAGAAGUCCUUUGCUGAUUUCACUUAGCUUAAAAAAGAGAAUAAUUCCAAGAGCUUCAGUACUGCUGUUUCUGUUUCAGAAAGGUUUGACUAAGAAAAAAACCAUGUUGGUAAAACCAUAUAUGUACACUGAAACUCAGUUCUUGCAGAAGUAUGUUCGUCCUCAUCUGAAAGAGGCUCCUCAGCUAUCGAAGCUUUAUCGUGUAAAUGUGGAUGGUGGGAUAAUCGAUUAUGAAAUUUGA
Messenger RNA from Cucurbita pepo subsp. pepo (vegetable marrow), 762 nucleotides. The record is from RefSeq and is a predicted model, not a curated record. NCBI's taxonomy places the organism in Eukaryota, Viridiplantae, Streptophyta, Magnoliopsida, Cucurbitales, Cucurbitaceae.